CAGACCCCCAGAUAUUGGGCCUGUCCCUAUAAAAUCAGGACAUCGGGCCUCGGUGGACUCUCAGUUCAGUAUGAGUUCGGCGUUUCUCUAGUUUACUACUGUUGAUGCGAGGGCAGGAGGCUGCAGCUGGAUACGUUUCAGGCUGUAGAUUUUUAACAUGGUGGGGAGCUAACCACAGAAACAGCUCACCCAUCUCUGUCACCCGGACUCGUUCCAUCCAGAUUGGCUUUCUGGGCUAGCUCAGCCAUCAGAUAUGGGCUGCAUGCUGGGGGCAGUUCUCUGGCCUGUGGUAUGUGGAAGUGGGACUGGCUGAACAUCUAGGAAUCUGCUACUCCCAUUUGAUUGCAAGCUGGCUGGGGCAGGGCCCCUGGUCUGUGUACAGCUCCUAGCACCUUGGGGCUCUUGCAGGACAGAUGAGGGACACUGAGGCACGGAGAGGAAGUGAAUUGUGCUGCGUAGUCUGGAACUGAAUCCGGAUCUCUCGAGUCCCCGCCUGGCUCCUCGGUGCCCCGCGACCAUCCUUGUUCUCUGUUCCCGCCGGGACGGUGCAUCGGCCGUGUUCGGGCAGCCCAGCCGGGGCGGAGUGGAGACUCUCUGCCAGGUGCUUGGGUGUCUGGGAGGGGACAGCCAGCCUGCGUGAAGGCUGAACACCCCGCCCUGCCGGGAGCGAGGUGACUCACGGCCUUUGUCCGCUCGGCCCUCGGCACGCCCGGCCGCUGUUUGCCUCUCGGCCCGCCCCAGAUGCAGUUCCAGCUGGCUCCCUGCCUUGGGCCUGCGUCCGAAGCUGCACGGCGAGGCCGACGUCCACCGUCUCGCUGGUGGGAACGUCUUCUCUGACAUUGGGCUCCUGCUUGACACUUUUGGAUAUUUAACAACUGGCUCUUCAAGCUAACAGAGACGGGCAGGACCCGAUCUUCAGGUCCCUUACAGCACGAAAUUUCUGUGAUUGUGCCAAGACCACUGAGCUUUCUGGGAGGCAGCCCAGUGGAGGAGCGUUUUGGAAGCGGGAAUCACGUGAUAGCUCCAUGCCCGUUCUCGGGGCACAUGGGAGGCUGUAAGAAGAUGAGUGGGUACCCCGCAUUGACGUACGUUUGUCACUUGCGCUGGGUGUUGGGGCAAGGACACUCCAAGGAUUUGUCAUCCCGCCCCUGCAGUUUACAGGUGGGGAAACUGAGGCAAAGGAGUGCAAGAGUUGAAGAUGAAUCGAGGAAAAUCUGCAGCCAUUCUAUAAAUCGGUGGACGGCCCUGUGAUCUCCGGCGGCGAGCGCUGAGAGUCAGGGGAGAGCCGCCAUGGCCAGCGCCUCCGUCAAAGUAGCUGUAAGAGUUCGGCCUUUCAGCUCCCGGGAGAUCAGCCGGGACGCAAAAUGCGUCAUUCAGAUGCAAGGGAAAACCACAUGUAUCACCAAUCCCAAGCUGACAAAAGAUGCACCCAAAAACUUCACCUUCGAUUAUUCCUACUGGUCCCACACCUCGGAGCAGGACCCCGCUUUCGCCUCCCAGCAGCAGGUGUACAAGGACAUCGGGGAGGAGAUGCUGCUUCACGCCUUCGAGGGCUACAACGUCUGUAUCUUCGCCUACGGCCAGACCGGGGCCGGCAAGUCCUACACCAUGAUGGGCCGGCAGGAACCGGGGCAGCAGGGGAUCAUCCCCCAGCUCUGUGAGGAUCUGUUCGCCCGGGUCACCGAGAGCCGCUCCCCCGACCUGUCCUAUUCCGUGGAGGUAAGCUACAUGGAGAUCUACUGCGAGCGGGUGCGGGACCUGCUGAACCCCAAGAACCGGGGGCACCUGCGGGUGCGGGAGCACCCCAUCAUGGGCCCCUACGUGGAGGACCUGUCCAAGCUGGCCGUCACCUCCUUCGCCGACAUCGCCGACCUCAUGGACUGCGGGAACAAAGCCAGGACGGUGGCUGCCACCAACAUGAACGAAACCAGCAGCCGCUCGCACGCCGUGUUCACCAUCGUUUUCACGCAGAGGAGACACGACGAGCUGACCGACCUCGACACCGAGAAGGUCAGCAAAAUCAGCCUGGUGGAUCUGGCCGGCAGCGAGCGAGCCGAGUCGUCCGGCGCCAAGGGCAUGAGGUUAAAGGAAGGUGCAAACAUCAACAAAUCCCUCACCACGCUGGGGAAGGUGAUCUCCGCCCUGGCCGAGAUGCAAAACAACAAAAAGAAGAAAUCGGAUUUCAUCCCUUACCGUGACUCGGUGCUCACCUGGCUGCUCAAGGAGAACCUGGGCGGUAACUCCCGCACGGCCAUGAUCGCCGCCCUCAGCCCGGCCGACAUCAGCUACGAGGAGACGCUCAGCACGCUCCGCUACGCGGACCGGACCAAGCAGAUCCGGUGCAACGCGGUGAUCAACGAGGACCCGAACGCGCGGCUCAUCCGGGAACUGAAGGAGGAGGUGGCCCGGCUGAGGGAGCUGCUCUUCGCCCAGGGCCUCUCCGACGCCCCCCUCCUCGGCGGCUUGAAGGGGGAAGCUCCUGACAGCUGCUCCCCAGCACCCCCACGGCCCUUCAACCCCACAGCCGAGCUCCGGUCUCCCGGCCCCCUUAACGGGGGGUCCGAGCCCUUCCCCACCCUGGAGGAGCAGGUCAUCUGCACGGAGGAGGCAAUGGAGAGGCUGCAGGAGACGGAGAAAAUCAUCGCGGAGCUGAACGAGACGUGGGAGGAGAAGCUGCGGAAAACCGAGGCACUUCGGAUGGAGAGGGAGGCGCUCCUGGCCGAGAUGGGUGUGGCCGUGCGGGAAGACGGUGGCACGGUGGGGGUCUUCUCCCCAAAAAAGACCCCGCACCUGGUGAACCUGAACGAGGACCCGCUCAUGUCGGAGUGUCUGCUCUACCACAUCAAGGACGGCGUGACCAGGGUGGGCCAGGUGGACGUCGACAUCAAGCUGACGGGACAGUUCAUCAAAGAGCAGCACUGCGUUUUCCAGAGCCGCACCGGCCCCACCGGGGAAGCCAUCGUCACACUGGAGCCGUGCGAGGGGGCUGAGACCUAUGUCAACGGAAAGCAGGUGACGGAGCCGCUGGUCCUGAGGUCAGGUAACCGCAUCGUGAUGGGCAAGAAUCACGUUUUCCGCUUCAACCACCCGGAGCAGACGCGGCUGGAGCGGGAGCGCAGCGCCCCCGCCGAGCCCCCGCCCGAGCCCGUCGACUGGAACUUCGCCCAGCGCGAGCUGCUGGAGGAGCAGGGCAUCGACAUCAAGCUGGAGAUGGAGAAGAGGCUCCAGGACCUGGAGAACCAGUACCGGCGGGAGAAGGAGGAGGCUGAUCUCCUCCUGGAGCAGCAGAGGCUGUAUGCGGACUCGGACAGCGGGGACGACUCGGACAAGCGCUCGUGCGAGGAGAGCUGGCGGCUGAUCGCCUCGCUGCGGGAGAAGCUGCCGGCCACCAAGGUGCAGAGCAUCGUGAAGCGCUGCGGCCUCCCCAGCAGCGGGAAGCGCCGGGAGCCCCUCCGGGUCUACCAGAUCCCGCAGCGCCGGCGCCUGGGCAAGGACCCCCGCUGGGUCACCCUGGCCGACCUGAAGAUGCAGGCGGUGAAGGAGAUCUGCUACGAGGUGGCGCUCAACGACUUCCGGCACGCGCGGCAGGAGAUCGAGGCCAUGAGCAUCGUGAAGAUGAAGGAGCUGUGCCGGCUCUACGCCAAGCGCGACCCCCACGAGAAGGAGAGCUGGCGGGCCGUGGCCCGGGACGUGUGGGACACCGUGGGGGUGGGCGAGGAGCGGGGGGAGGGGGAGCCGGGGGGCCCCAACCCGGCCGUGGACGACCUGCGCGCCCAUAUCGACAAGCUGACCGACAUCCUGCAGGAGGUCAAGAUCCAGAACAACAUGAAGGACGAGGAGAUCCGGGCCCUGCGCCACCGCAUGGUCAAGAUGGAGAGGGUCAUCCCCAUCUCCCAGGAGGACGGGGCGGCCGAGGACCUGGCGUACGACUGGGGCUCCCCGCUGGAGGAGCCGGAGCCGGAGCCGGCGCCGGAGCGGAGCCACGAGCGCGUGUGCCGGCUGAUGGAGCAGGACCCGGCCUUCCGGCGCGGCCGUCUCCGCUGGCUGAAGCAGGAGCAGGCUCGGCUCCAGGGCCUGCAGCAGCAGCAGCUCGGCAAGGGCCUCCGGCGCCAGCCCCACGCCCCCGGCAAGUUCGUGCCCCCCCAGGACUGCAAGCUGCGUUUCCCUUUUAAGAGCAGCCCCCACCACCGCUACUCGUGGGGCCCCAACUCCGCCUUCAUGGUGGCCGGGGGCGAGGAGCCGCGGGCGGAGGGCGACGGCCCGGGACAGGAGCCGGCCCCGGGGUCGCCCCGGCACCGGCGGCCCCACCCCCCCGGCGGCCCCCAGCACAAACACUGCAGCCGUCCGACGCCCCGGGCCCCCCACCGGCGCAACUCCCUGGACGGGGGGAGCCGGGCCCAGCCCUCCCGCCCGGAGCACCACCCGUCCCGCAAGCACAACUAUUACCCGCAGCAGCACCAGCCUUACCCGCAGCACCGCCCCCACCCGCCCUACGCCGCCCCGCCCCGCAUGCGCCGCCAGCGCUCCGCCCCUGAGCUCCAGGAGCAGGAGACCCCCGUGUAGCCGCCGCCCCGGCCCCCUCUGCCGCGCAGGAGCAUGGGAAACUGAGGCGAGCCGCAGAGCAUUGUGGGAAAGCCAGGGGGCGAGGGCCAUGCGGCGGAGGAGCUUGGGACAUGAGGGCGAGCCCCCUUGGCUCAUGGUGAAACCGGGGAGGGGAGGAUCAUGGGAAAUUGGAACAAGGCACGUUGGACCAUGGGAAAAGUGCAGAGUGGAGGAUCAUGGGAAAUUGGCAUGAGCUGCAGAGGAUCAUGGGAAAUUGGUACAUGCCCCGUUAGAUCAUAGGAAAAGUGCAGAGUGGAGGAUCAUGGGAAAUGGGGCGAGCUGCAGAGGACUGUGGGAAAAUGAGGGAGGGGGCGAGUGUGGAGCUGCAGAGGAUCAUGGGGAAAGGAGUGAGCCAUGUGGGCACAUGGGAAACUUGCAGAGUGGAGGAUCAUGGGAAAUCAGGGUGAACUGCAGAGGCUCAUGGGAAAAGUGGGGCUGUGGAGGUGGGAGAAAGGGUGGUGCUGCAGAGCAUGAUGGGAAAUGAAGCCUGGGGCCAAGUGGCAGAGGAUUGUGGGAAGUCAGACAUGGGGUAGCUCCCAUUCUGGGGGUGGCUGGGUUGGAAACCCCCAGGCGCCUGCGGGCUGAGCCCCAAGCUUCCUGACUGUGGGGCCUGUGCCCCCCAGGGGGCUCUGGGUGUUGGGAGCCCCCCGCCCUGGGGGUCUCCCCCACAGACAAUCAGGUUAAUUGUAAUGCCCCCCCCCGUCACAUCAAAAGGCCCCUACCCCAUACAGCUGCUACUGGAGGGGGCCGUGGGGUAUGGGACUCCCCCCCCAAGCCAGAAGAUUGAGGGGGAGGAGGGGCCAGAUGUGGACCUGCGGGGGGAGCCAGGACUCCUGGGUUCUCCCUGGCUGCUGUUGGUAAGGGGGGGGGGGCCGCUGUGCCUAGAUGUGACCCUGAAGAGGCGGUUCCUGGCCUGAAACCUGCAGGCAUCUUGUCCUGAGCCCUCAACUGGGGUGGGGGGCUUCACAGCUGGCCCCCCAUCCUGGCCCCCCAGCUCUGAGAUCCUCCCUCCCCGCAGAGUGGGGCCUGGGCAGAGAUGGACAAGCCCUGCCCCCCGCCCAGGGGCAUGAAGCCUGAACACCGAGACAUUCACCGCCGCUGCCUUCGACCCCCCCGUGGGGUACCCCCCAUUUCAGCCUCCCUGCCCCCCCCGACACGUUGUGGCCUGUGUGUGUGUUGUGUCUGUGCAUCCUGCCCCCCCCUGUCCAUUUUCUGGGGUUGGAUUUAUUCUUUUGGGGGAGGGGGCAGGCUGAGGAAUUAUAUUGUUCCCCCCCCCCCUGUAUUAAACAUAUAAACUGCC
This is a messenger RNA of Gopherus evgoodei (Goodes thornscrub tortoise), 5902 nucleotides long. RefSeq names its product kinesin family member 1C (gene KIF1C). The transcript has 22 exons. Gene Ontology annotation, biological process: microtubule-based movement. The coding region runs from base 1291 to 4563 and encodes 1090 amino acids. The record is from RefSeq and is a predicted model, not a curated record. Gene Ontology annotation, molecular function: microtubule binding; microtubule motor activity; ATP binding. Lineage: Eukaryota; Metazoa; Chordata; Testudines; Testudinidae.